Molecule: messenger RNA, 3153 nt
Organism: Cuculus canorus (common cuckoo)
Lineage: Eukaryota; Metazoa; Chordata; Aves; Cuculiformes; Cuculidae
Gene: PROKR1
Product: prokineticin receptor 1
Exons: 3
Coding region: 372-1565 (397 amino acids)
Biological process (GO): neuropeptide signaling pathway
Cellular component (GO): membrane
Molecular function (GO): neuropeptide Y receptor activity
Source: RefSeq, a predicted model, not a curated record
GACAGCAGAGCCAUCCUCCCCUGAGCUGCAGGGCAAACCUGCUUGGGAGAGAAAUGAUCAUUCAGCAAAGUCCUCUGGCUGCUUUCAGUGAUCCUUUCUCUGCUCCAGUGACAUCAGAAUAUCUGUAGAGGAGAAACCUAGAGGCUAUACCCAGGUUGCCUGUGACCUCCAAGAAGAUGGAAGCAACUACAGAAGGAGAUAAAUGAUGCUGCUGCUCUAUAAUCUCAUGGGGACAAGGACAAGGUGACUCACUGUUCAGAAGGAAACUUUGGACGAGGUCUUUCGCCUGCCACCACCAUGCCCUGCCACUCCGGGUAACUCUAACACAAAACCAAGGGCUAGCCAAGCCUCACGUGUCAAAAGAAGAUAGAAUGGCCAUGGAGCAAGCUGAACAUAACCCAAAUGCUACCACCAACCUCAACUUUGCUGCAAUCUACAAUCUCCACGAUGGGGAUUUAACCUCCUUGCGAAACUUCUCCUUCCCUUUCAAUUUCAGUUACAGUGAUUAUGAUCUGCCACUGGACAGCGAAGAUGACAUGACCAAAACUCGCACCUUCUUCGCAGCCAAGAUUGUAAUCGGGGUGGCUUUAGUUGCCAUCAUGCUGGUUUGUGGCAUCGGCAACUUCAUUUUCAUUGCUGCUCUUGCCCGCUACAAGAAGUUGCGAAACAUCACCAAUCUGCUGAUCGCCAAUUUGGCCAUCUCAGACUUUAUCGUGGCCAUCGUGUGCUGCCCCUUUGAGAUGGACUACUAUGUGGUACGGCAGCUGUCCUGGGAGCAUGGCCACAUUCUCUGUGCCUCAGUCAACUAUCUACGAACUGUAUCCCUCUAUGUUUCUACCAAUGCUCUCCUGGCUAUAGCUGUCGACAGGUAUCUGGCCAUUGUUCAUCCACUGAAACCACGCAUGAAUUAUCAAACAGCAACCUUCUUAAUCGCCUUGGUCUGGAUUGUCUCCAUACUUGUAGCUAUCCCAUCUGCAUACUUUGCUACUGAAACAGUGUUAUUUAUAGUGAAAAAUCAGCAGAAAAUUUUUUGUGGUCAAAUUUGGCCAGUUGACCAGCAGAUGUACUACAAAUCGUACUUCCUCUUCAUCUUUGGUAUUGAAUUUGUUGCACCUGUGAUUACGAUGACCUUGUGUUACGCCAGAAUCUCUCGGGAGCUUUGGUUUAAAACCGUACCAGGAUUUCAGACAGAACAGAUUAGAAAGAGGCUUCGAUGCAGAAGAAAAACUGUUAUGGUACUGAUGUGCAUCCUGACUGCCUAUGUCCUCUGCUGGGCACCUUUCUAUGGCUUCCAAAUUGUCCGUGACUUUUUCCCCACCAUUUUUGUGAAAGAGAAGCAUUACCUUACUGCUUUUUACAUAGUUGAGUGUAUUGCUAUGAGUAACAGCAUGAUAAACACCAUGUGUUUUGUAACUGUGAAAAAUAACACCAUGAAGUAUUUCAAGAAGAUCAUGUUGCUCAGAUGGAGAUCAACAUAUAACGGGAGCAAAUCUAGCACAGACUUAGACCUGAGAACAAAUGCAAUGCCUGUCACAGAGGAGGUAGACUGCAUAAAACUGAAAUAAAUCUUCUGCAGUUCUAAUCUCACCUAUUUUGGAGAAAUGAUAAAGAGGAAAUAAUGACUUCUCAGAAACUUUUCCCUUGUCUGUGGUAAUGCCCACCAUUGGUGAGAGCCCUCAAAAGCAGCCUACUAUGCAUUUCCACCAGAACUCUUUUCACUGGACUGCAGUAUAAUCGCGUAACUCACACUGAUGCUGUGCUUCAGUUCACUCACCUGUAAAUAUGAGAUGUAGACACUCAUUUUAGAGUUGUUUAAAAUUUAAGGUGAACAAAAUAGUCUAUGAAUGCAUUAAAGCAUAAUACAAUGAUGGAAGAGUUGAUUGCUGAUCCUAGCAAUGAUGCCUCUUUGUUUCUUCUUAAAAGAAAUCUCUUAACCCCUUUGAGAUUAUAUUUCAUACUUUUAAGCUAUUUGGUGUCCUUUUCCUUCUGCUCAUAAGAGGAAGGAUGUCAAAAAAAAAGCCCAUCUUGCUUCAUUUCAUUCUUUAUCCUCUCAGUUUAUCCCUCCUGAUGAAGCUUCUUGAAGUCUACAGACCACUAGAUUUCUAUUGUCCAAUGUAUAGCACGCUCUUAUGAAAGGCACAUUCUCUACAAAGCUAAAUACUGCUUCGCAGCCUAGUGAAGACCUCAGGUCUCCUCCUGUGACACCUUGUUUAAGAAUAAUUUUAAAAUAUUCUACUCUGUAGUUUUAUGUAGAGUGUUACUCUGUUCAUUAUGUGUUUCGAAAUGGCACGGCUACAUAUUGAAGGGACCUGUUCCCUCCUCUCACCUACAGGCACCCCAUGGCCAGCUUCUGCAGUCUUGAGUCACUAAGCUCUUCACAUAAUCAAACCCAAAAUCAAAGAGGUGGGGAACAACAUCUCCAGAUUUUCUAGUCCACCUCUCUGCUCAAGCAAGGUCAACUGGAACAGGUUCCCCAGGAUUGUGUCCAGUUGGGCUUUGACUCACCCCAGGGAUGGAGACUCCACUGCCCCCCUGGACCACCUGUGCCUGGGUUCAAAAGCCCUCACAGUGAAAAAGUGUUUUCUUAUGUUUAGAUGAAAUUCCAUGGGCUUCGACUUGUUUCUCAGUGGGACCUAUAUAAAAGAAUAGCUUGUUAGUGGGGAAAAAAAAUCUACCCUGCUGAACUAGGCCUAGAUAUCCUAUUGAGUCUGUGUACACCUUCAAAAUAAAGUGCAAGUCAGGCCAAAGUAGCAUAGAGAUCUUGAGAUGUUCGAUCCGUCCUUCUGCAAGCAAUGGAAGCAGUCUUCAGGCUUGAGCAAGCCAGCCACUGAUUAAGUAGCUCAUUGUCUAAUUAAACAUGAGACAAGAACUUGAGAUGAAUUCUGCAUUACCUCCUCCAGUGCUGUUUUUACUAAUCUUGACUUCAUGCAACUACGAGAUGGGUGUUUCUUAGCUGAUAAUCAUGAUAAAGCAGGUGACAGUAGCAGUAAUACCCAGUUAUUUAGACCACACAUAAGCUAUCAUGGACUUCUGUGUAUUGAAAUCAAGUCUUUUCUAUUGUGAUGACAAAUUCUUCCUGUUUUAAAAUAUGUGGUACCACCUACUUUUGGAGUAAAUGGCUUUUGUAAAUAAUUUGUCUAUUUGUGAAUUUAA